Molecule: messenger RNA, 2646 nt
Organism: Maniola jurtina (meadow brown)
Lineage: Eukaryota; Metazoa; Arthropoda; Insecta; Lepidoptera; Nymphalidae
Gene: RnrL
Product: ribonucleoside-diphosphate reductase large subunit
Exons: 5
Coding region: 190-2577 (795 amino acids)
Biological process (GO): deoxyribonucleotide biosynthetic process; DNA replication
Cellular component (GO): ribonucleoside-diphosphate reductase complex
Molecular function (GO): ATP binding; ribonucleoside-diphosphate reductase activity, thioredoxin disulfide as acceptor
Source: RefSeq, a predicted model, not a curated record
AAAAUCUCAUUUUAUAUGUUGGACCGACGCACCGGUUCUCGAGAAUUUUCAAUUUUUCAGAGUUGCUUUGUUUAAAAGUGCUUUGCUUUCAGAACAAAUGUAAAGACAGAACUAGACCAAGUGUAACAUUAGCGGCCUAACUCCCCGAAUAUCAUAUUAUUUGAUCAUUUCAGUAAAAUACGGGUCAAGAUGGUCGGCAAAAGCAACAAGCUGUAUGUUCUCAAAAGAGGUGGUCGAAUGGAAGAAGUUCAUAUUGAUAAAAUUACUUCAAGAAUCAAGAAACUUUGUUAUGGAUUAAAUAUGGACUUUGUGGAUCCUGUUAGCAUAACUCUAAAGGUUAUAAAUGGUAUCUAUUCUGGAGUGACAACUGUGGAGCUUGAUAACCUAGCAGCUGAAACAGCUGCAACUAUGACUACUGAUCAUCCAGAUUAUGCAAUUCUAGCUGCAAGAUUGGCCAUUUCCAAUUUACACAAAGAAACCAAGAAGCAUUUCUCGGAUGUUAUGACUGAUUUAUAUAAUAUUGUUAAUCCUUACACAAAGAAAAAGUCUCCAAUGAUAUCUGAGAUGCAUUACAACAUUAUGCUGAAAUACAAAGACCGAUUAGAUUCUGCAAUUGUCUAUGAUAGAGAUUUUAAAUAUAAUUAUUUUGGAUUUAAAACUCUGGAAAGAUCUUAUUUACUGAAAAUCAACAACAAGGUUGCUGAACGACCACAACAUAUGCUCAUGCGAGUUUCGAUUGGCAUUCAUGGUGAAGAUAUCGAUGCUGCAAUAAGCACAUAUAACUUGAUGUCAGAAAAAUAUUUUACUCAUGCGAGCCCAACACUUUUCUCAGCCGCUACACCUAGGCCUCAACUAUCUUCAUGUUUCCUCAUUGCAAUGAAGGAUGAUAGUAUUGAAGGGAUUUAUGACACCCUAAAACAAUGUGCACUGAUUUCAAAAUCAGCAGGGGGCAUUGGCCUCCAUGUCCAUUGCAUAAGAGCCAAAGGAACAUAUAUUGCUGGGACUAAUGGAGUUUCAAAUGGCCUUGUCCCCAUGUUAAGAGUCUAUAAUAACACUGCAAGGUAUGUGGACCAAGGCGGUAAUAAACGUCCAGGUGCUUUUGCAAUUUAUCUGGAACCUUGGCAUGCAGAUAUAUUUGAAUUCUUGGAUUUAAAAAAGAACACAGGCAAAGAAGAAGUACGAGCCAGAGAACUUUUUUAUGCACUAUGGAUACCGGAUUUAUUUAUGAAAAGGGUAGAAAAAAAUGAGAACUGGAGCCUAAUGUGUCCACAUAACUGCCCUGGAUUAGCAGACUGCUGGGGUGAAGAGUUUGAGGCCCUGUAUGAGAAAUAUGAACAGGAAAACAGAUUUGUCAAACAAGUCCGUGCACAAAUGUUAUGGAAAGCAAUCAUAGAAGCACAAGUAGAAACUGGAACACCAUAUAUGCUUUACAAGGAUUCCUGUAAUAGAAAAAGUAAUCAAAAAAAUCUUGGUACUAUUAAAUGCAGUAACCUGUGCACUGAAAUUGUUGAGUACACAUCAGCUGAUGAAGUUGCAGUGUGCAAUCUAGCUUCUAUAGCAGUUAACAUGUUUGUUGAAAACAAAGUAUUUAACUUUGAAAAAUUAAAAGAAGUAACUAAAAUUGCUACACAGAAUUUAAAUAAAAUUAUUGAUGUCAACUUCUACCCAAUCCCAGAAGCUAAAAAUUCCAAUAUGAGACACCGACCCAUUGGCAUCGGAGUUCAGGGAAUGGCUGAUGCCUUUGUGUUGAUGAGGAUUCCAUAUGAAAGUAAAGAGGCCAUACUUCUGAAUCAACAAAUUUUUGAAACAAUUUAUUAUGGUGCUCUGGAAGCCAGCUGUGAGCUGGCUGAAAAGGAAGGAGUGUAUAGCACUUACGAGGGAAGCCCAACCAGCCAAGGUAUUUUGCAAUAUGACAUGUGGAACAAGACUCCCACUGACCUUUGGAAUUGGUCAGCACUUAAAGAAAAAAUUGGAAAGCAUGGUCUUCGGAAUUCUCUUUUAUUAGCACCAAUGCCUACAGCAUCCACUGCACAAAUUCUUGGAAAUAAUGAAUCUUUUGAACCAUUCACGUCAAAUAUAUAUCAACGCAGAGUUUUAUCGGGAGAAUUCCAAGUUGUUAAUCAUCAUCUUCUCACAGACUUGACUCAGGCAGACCUCUGGGAUGAGGAAAUGAAAAACCUUAUAAUCCACAACAAUGGUUCAAUACAAAAUAUUGAAAGGAUUCCAGAAGAAAUAAGAAACUUAUAUAAGACAGUUUGGGAGAUUUCAGUUAAAACUACUAUUCAAAUGGCUGCAGACAGAGGAGCUUUUAUAGAUCAAAGUCAGUCCUUUAAUAUACACGUGGCUGAACCAAAUUAUGGCAAACUGACUUCAAUACAUUUUUAUGCAUGGAAAAUGGGUCUCAAAACAGGAAUGUACUAUUUACGCACAAAACCAGCUGCUAAUGCCAUUCAAUUCACAGUAGAUAAGUCUAAAGUGAAAGUCACCAAUGGAAAUGCUGAAAAAGAUGAAGCAACCAUGUCCAUGAUUGCUUGUUCCUUGUUGAACAAAGAUGACUGUUUAAGCUGUGGUUCUUAAUUUAUAAUGAUCAUAUUAAUAUGGAAGUAUGCCUUAAAAACACUGAUUAGCUUUUAUUUUAUAAGUAAG